Zasmidium cellare ATCC 36951 is the source of this 1506-nucleotide messenger RNA. RefSeq lists its product as uncharacterized. The transcript has 6 exons. Bases 1 to 1506 code for a protein of 501 amino acids. The record is from RefSeq and is a predicted model, not a curated record. Lineage: Eukaryota; Fungi; Ascomycota; Dothideomycetes; Mycosphaerellales; Mycosphaerellaceae.
AUGGAGAACGUUGUAUUGCAUUGUUGCAUGGGUGCUCCUGCAAUCCAUCCGGUCGCCGGUCCUGCAGGGCCCGUAAUCGAUCUAGGCUACAAUCUACAGCAAGCAACCUCUGUAACGACCGUACCAAACGCCUACGACGUCUACCUCUUCUAUGACGUCCGCUACGCUGCUUCCACCACCGGCGCCAACCGCUUCAGAGCUCCCCAGGCGCCUCCAUCAAACCGCUCCGCAGUCCAGACGGGCGGCCAGCAUUGGUCAUGUCCCCAGGCAGGCGAAGCAUGGGGCUCGAUCACGGGCUCAUUCAUGCAGCAAUACAACUACGGCCAAGGCAAGACGACGUUCAAUCCUUCUGACUUUCCACCUGCGGGACCGCCGAAUACUACUCCAGAUGCGAGAACGACUGAGGACUGCUUGUUCUUGGACGUGUAUGUCCCGAAGAAAGUUCUGGAUAGUGUAGGGAGUGGUGGUCCUGCGGUGCCGGUAUUGGUCCAGAUCUAUGGAGGCGGUUAUGUUUCUGGGUCGAAAGAUUUGAAUCCUUCCGGGUUCUUUGUGAGGGAUCAGGAGCAGGGUGGAAAUGGACUUAUUACAUACAUUUCCAAAUUCGGCGGCAACCCCAAAAACGUCACAGUCAUCGGCGAGAGUGCCGGAGGGGGCUCCAUCAUGCAUCAAAUCACUGCAUACAGUGGCGCCAACGGACCUGCCCCUUUCCAGAAAGCUAUAAUUCAAAGUCCAGGCAUGGAGCCCCAGAUAAACGAUGGCCAACGGAACACAGACUAUGCGAACUUUUUGCAGCUGGCGGGCGUCUCGAAUGUGGCGCAGGCGAGGCAGUUGCCAUUCACGACGGUGCAUGUGGCGAAUGUAAAGCAGAUCUACAAUGCUCCAUAUGGACAAUUCGCGUAUGGCCCUUCCGCAGAUGGCACGUCUGCACCGGAUCUAGCGGCCAAGUUGCUUUUGAACGGGAAAUUCGAUCGGAGUGUUGCUGUUGUGGUUGGGCAUAAUGUUAAUGAGGGCAUCGGCUUCACCAACCCCUUUGUGCAGAACGACACCUACUUCAAGCAAGUCAUCGGCAGCUGGAUCCCAGCCCGCGUCGCCACGGCGAGAGUCUUUGACGGAAGCCAGGGCUACACGGAUCAGAUUGGGAGGACAGAUAAGGCGCUCACUGAACUGGUCUUUACGUGCAACACUUUCUAUCUUGACAAGGCCUUCAACAACCUAACGCAUGCCUACCUCUUCGCCGUGCCGCCCGCCAUCCACGGCACCGACAUCCCUUACACGUACUACAGCGGCGCCUCGUCCAACGAUGCUGGCGUGCAAGUCGCUGUCAAUAUGCAAAGAUAUUUCCUCAACUUCGCCAGGACGGGCGAUCCUAAUGGUAAAGAUGUUGUAGCUUGGCCGGCGUACUCUAGUGCUGCGCAAGUGAAAGUGUUCAACACGACCGGCAAUCUCAGGAUGCAGAGGGACGAUGUGGCGAAUGAGAGGUGUAAUCUCUGGGAAGAGAAGUUGUGA